Humulus lupulus (European hop) is the source of this 1098-nucleotide messenger RNA. RefSeq names its product protein TAPETUM DETERMINANT 1-like. NCBI's taxonomy places the organism in Eukaryota, Viridiplantae, Streptophyta, Magnoliopsida, Rosales, Cannabaceae. The coding region runs from base 224 to 721 and encodes 165 amino acids. Gene Ontology annotation, biological process: cell fate determination. The transcript has 3 exons. The record is from RefSeq and is a predicted model, not a curated record.
UGUGGAGGGAACAUUAACCAUUCUUGUAUAAAACAAUCAGUUGGGAGUUCACCCAACCCUACAAAAACCCUCGUCUAGUUUUAUUUCUGCUUCACUUUUUAACUUUUUUUUCUUUUUUGUUACGACCAAGUAACUAGGAAAGAGCCAAACAAGGUACAUAAGAAACCAAACCCCCUUGCCUCACAAUUUCACCUUCUAACUUGACCAAAAGAAAAAUCCCAUCAUGAGCUAUUCUCUUCUGUGCUUUUUCUACUUGAUUGUGCAUAUGAUUAUAUUUUGCAAUCAUGGGAUACAUUCUGGCAGUAUGAUGACAUUUGUAGAAGAAAGUUCUUUGCAUUCAUUUCUUGAUGAUAACAACCAGACAACAACAAAGGAAUUUGAGCAGGCCCACUCAAACCAUAGAAAGCUUUUGGUACAUGGUAGUUGUACAAGCAGAGACAUCAGCAUAUCUCAGAGCAGAGAAUCAACACCUGGGAUCCCAGAAUUCAUAGUACAAAUAGUCAACACCUGUGUUUGUGGAUGUGCUCCUUCAAAUAUUCAUCUCCAUUGUGGUUGGUUUGCCUCAGCAAGAAUAAUUAGCCCAAUGAUCUUCAAGAGGCUCUCCUAUGAUGACUGCUUAGUUAAUGGAGGAAAGCCUUUGAAAAACAGCCAGAUUAUCAGAUUCACUUACUCAAACUCUUUCAUGUACCCUCUUUCAUUAAGGUCUGCCAAGCUUUGCUGAGCCCCCCUCCACUAGCGCAAAUUCAAGAGAUGAGUGAAUGAAAUGGCAAAAGUUGCACCACGUUAUGUCCACCAAAUGUCCAAAGUUUUGAGAAUCAUUCACAUCUUCUUCCUUUACCAAUGGUAUAUUAUAUUUUCAUCCACCCAUCUUCUGUGAUAUGUUGUAAAUUUUCUCAUUGACUUUUGACUAGGAAUUGCUAUAGGUCAAAGAUAUAAAAUACUAUAAUGGUGUGGCUGUAUGUAAAUGUCUCUGAAACUCUGGGCUUCCUCUUGUUACCUUCUUUUUUAAGAGAGAGAGAGAGUUCCAUUUUCUUCAUUUUGUCUUAAGUUAGAAAAUGUGGGGACUUUUUGAAAUGGAAUAAUGGUGAACAAAAUUGA